Messenger RNA from Leptidea sinapis, 2654 nucleotides. RefSeq names its product leucine-rich repeat-containing protein 24 (gene Noki). Lineage: Eukaryota; Metazoa; Arthropoda; Insecta; Lepidoptera; Pieridae. The coding region runs from base 200 to 2140 and encodes 646 amino acids. The transcript has a single exon. Gene Ontology annotation, molecular function: protein binding. The record is from RefSeq and is a predicted model, not a curated record.
CUCCCUCUCAGUCAGUCCCAAACCGCCGCGGGCGUACGCUGUGUCGUCAUGCGGCGCUCGUCAACUUUCUCGAGUAGUGAUGUGAUACGGUUUUAUACGAUAUUUGUUAGUAUCGAAUAGAUACACACGGACAUUACGAAUGGUGUGGAUGUGAUUUGUGAAUUUUAUAGUAGAUAAUGGUUUAAAGUGGAUACUCAAAAUGAAGUGGCUAAUAGUGCUGGUGACUGUGAUGGUAUCGAGGGCAAUUGAUGGUGGUUUCGCACCCCCAGGAUCGUGCCCUGCCGUGUGUGUAUGUAAAUGGAAGGGUGGCAAACAAACAGUUGAGUGCGUUGAUCGAGCACUUAUUACGGUGCCCGAACCCGUGGACCCCGCCACUCAAGUACUCGAUCUCUCCGGGAACAAUUUACAAAUACUCCCCCAGGAGGCAUUUGCGAAAACGGGGCUUGUUAAUUUACAAAGAGUUUAUUUACGUAGUUGUAAUAUAGGCCAAAUAAAUGACCGUGCUUUUAAGGGUCUUACAAAUUUAGUCGAGUUAGAUCUCUCCAACAAUUUGCUCACGCAAAUACCGUCGAAUAGUUUCAAGGACUCUCCAUUCCUUAGAGAUUUAACAUUGUCGAGUAAUCCAAUUUUGAAAAUACAUUCCGACGCUCUCGCAAACCUCGGCAGCGUAGUCAAGCUUGAUCUAUCGCGAUGUGAAAUCAGAGAUAUAGCCGCGGACGUGUUCAGAAAUUUGCACUCGCUGGAAUCCCUAAAGCUUAAUGGAAACAAUCUCCGUGAAUUACCGUUAAGCUCAUUAGAAAAGUUGGAAAAGUUGCGGGUUAUUGAUUUAUCGGAAAACCCAUGGAUAUGUGACUGUCGCUUGCGUGAUCUUAAAAUGUGGCUAUCAAGUCAUAAGCUCUUUUCGAGUCCUAGUUGUUCCUCACCACCAAGAUUAGCUGAUAAAGCUUUUUCAGAGUUAACGCUUGAGGAGUUUGCGUGUAAACCAGAAAUAUUACCCGUGAGCAGACACGUAGAGGCUACAGUUGGGGAAAAUACUACAAUAAUAUGCCUGACAGAGGCCGUUCCCAGCGCAAAUGUACAUUGGUAUUGGAAUGGAAGGCUUUUACAAAAUGGAAGCAAUUUAAAUUCACAUCAAAAAAUAUUUCUUUAUGAUGUUGGGGAAAUGAGAAAGAAGUCUUAUUUGGUUUUAACGAACACACAAGAAUCGGAUUCUACAGAGUUUUAUUGUGUAGCGGACAAUAAAGCUGGCAAUGCGGAGGCGAAUUUCACAGUACAUGUCACUCAGAUGGCGGCUGGAAUGGCAUCAUUAGGGAGCGCACAGAUUGCUAGUCUGGGGGCGGCGUUAUUCUUAGUCGUAAUUGUCAUAUCGUUGGGGUUGCUUAUAACAUUCGUUCGAUUUCGGCCUGCACCAAUUUCUGAAAGUAAAACCCCAAAUACACUGGACCGUGUUGUGUCUGGGAAUGAAGUUCAUCCCACUGUGACUGAUAGACCACAUGUGGCAGUUUUAGCCAAUAGACAAGAUGCGCAUAACUAUGGUGACGGAAAAUGCAAUUCGAUCGUUAAACCUCCUCGAUUGAACGAUAUUGCUUACACUACAAACAAUUACGAUGGACGAGGAAGUGUGGUAUCAGCAGGAGGUACAGUCGCAGUAUCUCCAACUAUCUCAGGAGGCAUUGAUCCAGAUCUAAUUAACGACACGAGGCCAGAGAGUGCUGCGCGACCUGGAAGUGGUGAAUACGCAAGAGAAGCAUCAGAUUCAUUAUACCCAUCAGGUCUGUGGGAUCAAAUUAAAAUGAACCAGGCUAAUAAUCUAGCGCGUGCUGUUAGCUCAGCGAUCCCUUCAUUUUACAAUGACCGGACGCCUAUUAUAGAAAAUAGUAGUGUAAAUGGUUCUCAGGAAGAAUUGGGGUAUACGAGUAGAACGUUUCCGAGGUCUCAUGCACUGAGUACGGUGCCUAUUGCAACUGGAGAUGCACCUUAUCCUCCCGAUUAUGGUUUGCCCGUGGGAUCGGCGCGCACCUUGCGCGUGUGGCAGCGCGCCCCUCCUGUGCUUCCACCUGUGUCAGCUCUGAAGAGGGCUCUCACUAUAACAAGACCUUGUGAAGACAACUUUCAUGAUGGCUGUGCGACUGACGUAUAAAAGUAAAAGUGAACUAUAUAAUAUAUUUUGUAAGAAGUGUAAAUAUGUACGUAAUUGUUCUUGGUUACAUAGAUUUUGUAUUAUAUUAUUUAUUUAGUUAAUUAGACGAAUGCUAAAUUGGAUCCGGUGGGCCGGGUCCACGACUGACUAGUUGAGAAACGUAAGUGUAAAUUAUUUCGUGAUACGCGAUACGAACGAUAUGUUAAUAUAAUAAUCGCCAAAUUAUUACUGUAACUAUAUACUUAUUGAGUAUUAUUAUGAUAAACUGAAUGUUGAACUAGAUGUUAUAUUAAAAGCAUAAUUAAUGUUGUGGUAAGAACUUCACAAUAAUGAAGUAUCCAAAGAUGUUUCCCUAAAUGUUACAAAAAUAUUAACUAAAGAUAAUAGAUAUAAUGUAAGUCACGAUGAAUGUUAAUUGGUGUAAGUUAAUGUAUAACAAUAUUUUGUGUUGAGAAAAAUAAACAUUUUAGAUAUAAAAUUUGGAAAAGAAUAAACAGGCGAUUUGAAAACAUAA